This is a messenger RNA of Diaporthe citri, 534 nucleotides long. RefSeq lists its product as uncharacterized. The record is from RefSeq and is a predicted model, not a curated record. Gene Ontology annotation, biological process: phosphorelay signal transduction system. Bases 1 to 534 code for a protein of 177 amino acids. NCBI's taxonomy places the organism in Eukaryota, Fungi, Ascomycota, Sordariomycetes, Diaporthales, Diaporthaceae. The transcript has a single exon.
AUGCCGGAAAACGAACAGGCACAAGAGACUCCACACACAAGCCAACGCCUGUGCAACACCCCGGAAGCACCGAAAGCAGAAGUCUUAGUCAAGUCUCAGCCAGAUUCCGAACAAGUUUCGACCAGGAAAUUCAAACCAGUUCAUUUUCUCGUCGCCGACGACAAUAAGAUCAUGAGAAUGCUUGUCACCAAGCUCAUGGAUCAGUUGGGUCACAACUGCGACUUGGUAGUCAACGGCGAAGAAGCAGUCGAGGCGUAUAAGGAAAGGCAUCAGGUCUUUCAGUGCAUCCUGAUGGAUGUUUCAAUGCCUAUCAUGGAUGGUAUUGAGGCCACAAGGCUUAUUCGCACAUUUGAAACUGAAAACAAAUUGAACCCUGGCUUUAUUGUGGCUCUUACUGCCGGGACUCGGACGCUGUUCAAAGAAGACAGGGACAGAAUGCGCAAGUUCGGCUUCACUACUGCGUUGAGAAAGCCCUUCCACCUGAAGGAUGUGAAUAGUCUUGUGGAUGAGCUGGGUCUUUUCCGCGAGGUUUGA